Messenger RNA from Tinamus guttatus (white-throated tinamou), 536 nucleotides. NCBI's taxonomy places the organism in Eukaryota, Metazoa, Chordata, Aves, Tinamiformes, Tinamidae. The record is from RefSeq and is a predicted model, not a curated record.
AAAAUAUAAUGCACAUCUGCUUACGUAAUAAAAGUAUAUUUUUUCCAUGUUGCAGAAUUGUCGAGCUGAAAGACUCAGUUGAUGAUGUCAAUCUUGGCUUCAAUAAGCUCUCAUCUAUUUCCCUGGAGUUUUGCAUGCUUCAUAAAUUGACACAUUUGGAUAUCAGAAAUAAUUUUUUGGCAUCUUUACCUGAGGAAAUGGAGGCACUGACAAGACUGCAAGUAAUAAAUCUUUCCUUUAAUAGGUUUAAAGUAUUUCCCGGUGUCCUUUAUCGCCUGCUGGCCCUGGAGACCAUCCUGCUCAGUAACAACCAGGUGGGGUCCAUCGAUGCUCUGCGGCUGCAGAAGAUGGACAAGCUGGGGACCCUGGACCUUCAGAACAACGACCUCCUCCAGGUGCCCCCAGAGCUGGGCAACUGUGACACGCUGAGGACACUCCUGCUAGAAGGAAAUCCCUUCCGUACGCCCCGAGCAGCCGUUCUGGCAAAGGGAACAGCCGCGGUGCUGGAAUACCUCAGGAGCCGAAUUCCUGCUUAG